Naegleria lovaniensis is the source of this 1014-nucleotide messenger RNA. RefSeq lists its product as uncharacterized. The transcript has a single exon. Bases 1 to 1014 code for a protein of 337 amino acids. The record is from RefSeq and is a predicted model, not a curated record. Lineage: Eukaryota; Heterolobosea; Eutetramitea; Acrasida; Naegleriidae.
AUGCUCAAAUCCUUCUCAUCAAUACCUUGCAACAGAACAAGCAUUGGUAAUUUUAUCCAAUUAGGAUGUAUCCACGGCCGUGGAACAACAAAGAGGCUCACAAGCACGUUGAGAUUGUUUCAUCAUAAUAUUAUAGUACAAGAAUCCACAACAAAUUCAUCUCUCCGAGAAUCUAAAACACUCCUCAGUCGUAACUUGCUUUCCCGAACACCAGCCGAGUUCACUUCAACAUACAAUAACAGCCAACCUUCUAGAGUGCUAAUAGCACAAAGUGUUCACGACAACAAAAUAAUUUUAAUUUAUAUUGUAGGAGCAUGUAUAAUUUGUCUGACUGGUAUUACUCUUUAUCAUAUCUAUUUUAUCAACACAGUACCAUUACAUACACAUGUACCAGAGAACAUGCCUUCGGUAGAUAUUCUAAGCUUGUCAGAAGUCAAAAGCCAGAUUAAUGAAGAAAAACAGAAAGCUGGUCAAACUCCUAUUGUUAUGAUGAAAGCCGUGCCAGAGGAGCACAAAUUACCAUUGACAGCCGUAUUUCUGGGAAUUAAUGCGUUUUUCUGGGUCAUGGUAUUCAAGGUUAAAUCAAGAAUGAUUUCUCGCCUCUAUGUUAACAAUCCUAAUCACUACGUAAAAUUCAAAAAGCAGUACAUGAUGAAUACUGCAGUGUCAAGAAGAAACGGAGAUGAACAAGUGUCCUUACCUCAACAAGGUCAAACUCACCAAGUUUCUUCUACAAGUAUUCCACUACCCAUUUUACUUCAACAGCAACAACAAAGAUUACUCGAUGAAUUAUCAUUUACUUGCAACACUCUGGACAAAAUACUUCCUGGCAAGGAGGUCACUUUUUCCGCAAAGGAUGUACUGUUUUCUGAAAAUGAUGGUACCUUUGUCUAUUUGAGAGUUGGGGAUGAGCAAAAUUUCAAACGGUAUUUUUAUUGUGCCCAAGACAAGGAAGAGAGUAAGGAACUGGCUGAGUUUAUGAAGCAAGUCAGUUCUCACAGAUCACAACAAUAA